CUCCCUCCCCGGCUCCCACACGGCGGAGCUGUAGUUCCAGAUCCGGGGGCGACAGCAAUGAAUGGAGGCCUCACGGCAGCGCCGCCCCUCACCUCGGAGCGCCGUUCGCUUGGCGACACGCUCGGCCUUGCCUCGGGCGGCUCUCGCCCAGCCCCGCCAGCUCCAGUCAGCAGGAACCCGGAAGCAGGCGGUGCUGCAACCAAGCCGUUUCCUGCGCCAGACUCGGAGACGGGGCUUGAGCUGCGAUCUGGGGAAGCGGAGCAGCUGCGGAGCCAUGACUCACCAGACCGGCAUCCACGCCACUACGGAAUUAAAGGACUUUUUUGCAAAGGCUCGGAAUGGUUCAAUCCGUCUUAUCAAAAUCGUAAUUGAGGAUGAGCAGUUAGUGCUUGGAGCCUCCAAGGAAUUAUCUCGGCGCUGGGAUAAGGACUACGAUUCCUUUGUGCUUCCUCUGCUAGAUGAACUGCAACCAUGCUACAUCCUUUACCGCCUGGAUACCCAAAAUGCACAGGGCUACGAGUGGCUUUUCAUCUCCUGGUCACCUGACAACUCUCCUGUUAGACUCAAGAUGCUCUACGCAGCAACCCGAGCAACAGUAAAGAAAGAGUUUGGAGGAGGACACAUUAAGGAUGAACUCUUUGGGACAGUAAAGGAAGACAUCUCACUCAGUGGCUACCAGAAGCAUGUGUCUUCUUCCUCUGCUCCAGCUCCUCUGACCGCAGCCGAACAAGAGCUUCAGCAGAUCCGCAUCAAUGAGGUCAAAACUGAAAUCAGUGUAGAAAGCAAACAUCAGACUCUCCAAGGCCUGGCCUUCCCUUUGCAGCCAGAUGCACAACAAGCCAUUCAGCUACUAAAGCAGAAGAAAAUCAAUUACAUCCAGCUGAAGCUGAACCUGGAGCAGGAGACCAUAGAGCUGGUCCACACAAAGGCUACAGAAAUUGCUGAUCUGCCUAGAAGAAUUCCUCAGGAUUCUGCUCGCUACCACUUCUUUCUGUAUAAACACUCUCAUGAGGGAGAUUAUCUGGAGUCAGUAGUGUUUAUCUACUCCAUGCCUGGUUACAAAUGUAGCAUCAAAGAGCGCAUGCUGUAUUCCAGCUGCAAGAGCCGAUUGCUUGACUCCAUAGAGCAAGAUUUCUGCCUAGAAAUUGCAAAGAAGAUUGAAAUUGAUGAUGGAGCUGAGCUGACCGCCGAGUUCCUGUAUGAUGAGGUCCACCCCAAGCAGCAUGCCUUCAAGCAGGCUUUUGCCAAGCCAAAGGGUCCUGUGGGCAAAAGGGGACAGAAGCGACUUAUCAAAGGACCAGGCGAGAACGGAGAAGACAGUUAAACCCAGAGUACGGGUCAGCAAAGAGCUGUGAAUGUCUCCCAGCCUCCAGCGUUGCAGCUCCAAUCCACUUCUCUGCAUUUGAGCCUGUCCACUGAACUCCAGAGCCUUUUCCCUACUUCUUUUCUCAAAGUCACGUCCAUCGGUUUCAUUAACAGGGUGGGAGGGUUGGAAUCGGGGGACAGAGAGGAAGAGGAAGAAGACGGCAUGCUCUUUUUUCUUUCCUUUUGCUCUAUGGUGAUAUAAAUCUAGGGGGAAGGGGUACCGUAGAGCUUUUUGUUCUCUCUCUUUUUUUUAAUAUUUCUUACAACAGAUGCUCCUGUUAUUGCUUCAUCUUGUGGCCUGUCUUGCCUGGAAUCUGCACCACUCAAUGAGUUUUGUAUGCCUCUCAUCUGAAAGAGUUAUAAACUUCUAUCUUGGGUGCUGUGUGAACCCAUCAAAGAGAGGCACUGUGUGUAUGAUAACGGUAACUUAACGGCACUCCCAUCCUGUCAAUGUCAUUCCCUUACCAAGGGAGUCUGUUUCCCUAGUAUCUGAUACAGUGAUCAGUUGCUUACUUGGUUGAGGCGAAGGGCAGUAUGUUCCACAGGUUGUUUUUGAAGUUAGGUGGAAUGGAGGGGAUGGGGGUAGUGCUAAAAAAAAUAGUCAGAUUUCCUCCAAAAAUAGAAGUGUGUUGUUUGGAUUUUAAGAAACUGUUUCCCAAGCUACCGAAGAAGUAAAACUCUCAUUUUGCUCAAGAGUCCUGAUAAUCUCAUUCUAGGCCUCAUGUUUGUGGAAAAAAAAAAUACCCAUCGCAAGUCUAGUGAUGAGUUGGAUUUCUCUUAAAAAGGUGUUCUGCUUCCUUUCUGAUUUGAAGAAAGCCAGUAGCCUUUCUUUCUUCCCUGCCUUAUGUCUUGAUGGCUCAUUGUGUGAUGUUGCAGCCUAGGAUAGACAUAUGGGCAAUUAGGAACCGGGAGCAUAAUUGUCAUACUGCCCUUAUUGGCAUCAUUUCCACUGAACUACAUCAAGAUGGCAAGAAUCGCUUCAUGGGUAGCCCUCAUAUGCUUUCCCAAGUCAUGGUUUCCUCAUGUGCUAGCUUGCAGCCUAACACAGCAUUGACUUAACUGAGAUCAUCUUCUGACUUUAACUGAGAAGGUAGAUUCCUUCCUGAUCUGUUUUUUGCUUGUUUUUUGCCCAUCCACGCUGGGCAUCUAAAAUAAAGUCGCUUGGUCUUUGGUCAUCUCAUAUAUACUCAAUCCUAGAUCAGAGGCCUCCAAACUUGGCAACUUUAAAACUGGUGGACUUCAACUCUCAGAAUUCUGAGAGUUGAAGUCCACAAGUCUUAAAGGUGCCAAGUUUUGGGGACCUCUGUCCUAGAUCAUGAUCCCCAAACCUUUGCAUCCCCUUGUCAUAGAUCUUUAGUUAUGUUAUAGAGCUUUGCAAGGCCAGAGGAACAUUAGCACUUUCAUUGAUCGCUGAACGCUGAUGGGCUCUAUUUUUCACAGAAUGUACUUUGCCCAGAGAACUGUUCAUUCCAUGUGUUAGAUACUGUCUGCCAAGGCUAAUUGUUUUAGAUCCAUGAAAACCAGGUGGAAAGAAAGGAUAGCCCAGGAUGGCAUGAAAUUGUUAUCCAUGUACAUGAUGGAUGGGCAUUUGAACUGCCAAGGACUCUGGGAAGAGUCUUGAUGAUCAGCUUAGAAGACCACGAUCUACUCACAAAAAACUAGAGACACAAUUGUGACCUUAGGAUUGGGAGCUUCUGAAAAAUCAUUAGAGCAGGUGAAGUUGAUAUAUAUAAUGAAAGUUCCUAUGACCCCCAAGGAGCACCCAUAAAAUAAAGUUUUGUAGGAGUCCCAAAAUAAUUUUUUAAGAAUUAUGUUUACAGUAAGACCUCGCUAAUACUCUUAAUAACUAUAUUCCUUCCUGUGUGCCCACAAUUGAAAUGACAGUAGCUUUACGCUGACAUCUCUAACACACUAAAAGAAUGUCUUAAUUGUCUACAUGGUUAACACUGUGGCCAUUGCAUUUAACUCGCUGCAGAUGAAAAGCAAGCUAGGAGUGAUUGUUUCUUUAUCCAUGCUAGUAAUUUAUCAAAUCUUCCAUAAGAAUCAAGGUUUGGAGUUUGGGAGAUGCACAUUCCUGACUGGGCUAUAUGAUGAUGUAAAUUUGGAAAUUAUGGGGGAGGCAGGGCAUACUGUUUUGAAUGCUGUAUUUUCUAAAAAUUAAAGUAUUUUUAAA
Messenger RNA from Pseudonaja textilis, 3538 nucleotides. Lineage: Eukaryota; Metazoa; Chordata; Lepidosauria; Squamata; Elapidae. The record is from RefSeq and is a predicted model, not a curated record.